Molecule: messenger RNA, 717 nt
Organism: Penicillium brevicompactum
Lineage: Eukaryota; Fungi; Ascomycota; Eurotiomycetes; Eurotiales; Aspergillaceae
Exons: 2
Coding region: 1-717 (238 amino acids)
Source: RefSeq, a predicted model, not a curated record
AUGGACGCCCAAGCCUACCUAAUCAAGCACGGCUGGUCCGGCCCCGGCAAUCCACUCAACCCAAACCAAAGACCAGGCCUACACGGCGGUCUCGGUCUCACACGACCAAUUCUUGUCGCGCGCAAAUCCAACAACCACGGUGUAGGCAAGAAGACCACAAAAGACGCCUCGAACCAAUGGUGGCUCCGUGGCUUUGAAGACGCGCUCAAGGGCGUUGGCGAAGAUAACCACGAAGCCAAAUCUGCACGCGAAGGCAAUGCCCUCACCAGUGAACUUUACCGCCAUUUCGUGAGGGGGUCUGGGCUGGCGGGGACGCUCGAUCCUAAGAAGGCGGAUAAAACAGAAGAUACACCAGAGGUUUCGCCAGAGGAGCUGGCGAGGCUAAAGCCUGCGCGACGCGCGCAGAAGGCUGUGAAGAAAGAACAGAAGGCUGUGCGGAAGGAGGCGAGAAGGGUGAAGCGGGUUGCGAAGGUUGAGAGGAGGGAAAAGAAGCUUGCUGAGAGGGCUGCGAAGAAGGCGAAGAAGUUGGAAGCGGAGAAGGAGAAGGAGAAGGAGGGAGAAGAUUAUCCUACGCCCAUGUCAAUUGACCAGGAGCCUGAAUCAAAGGUCGAUUUGGAUGAAGCUGCUUCUCGAUUGAAAGAGAAGAAGGAAAAGAAAGUGAAGAAGAGCACAGAAGGCGAAGACUCCAAGAAGAAGUCUAAAAAGGCCAAAGCCUGA